GGAAGUCCCCUAGCAGGUUGGGUGACAAGUUUUGCCGAGAGCUCCUGGGCCAGGAGUGCAAAGAUUCUGGAUUCUUGGUUCUGGCCUUAGUUCUUAGUGGCUCUGUGGCUCUGAUUUGAUCAGUAAACUUUAGUGUAUUUAACAGUCGGAGUAAAGUGACAAAAUCGGUCCUGUGCUUAAAACUUUAUGGUUCUCAAAACCUGAUUUUAUAGACCUUGUUAGCUGCCACUUACUAUACUGGUUCAGGGCCAGGCUUAACUCUCUGGAUCUGACAAAAAUAUAAUAUAAAAAUAUUUAAUUUGGAAGCAUAUACGUUCCCGUUCUUUUAUUUCAUGAGUAUCCAUAAAGAUCGAAGAAGAGUGAUCAAUUAAUUCUUGCUGGAGUGAUUUUUACAUCUUUUACUUCUUUUGCUAUUUAUAGUAGAAUUCCCAUUUGAUUCUUUGGAAAGAUGCGAUAUUUAGUCUGAAAUCAAGAAAGGUGGUUUGCUAAAGAAACAUAAAAUUAGCCCUAUUGUUAAAUAGGAUGCUUGGUAAAAAAGCAUCCCUCCCAGGAGAAGCCAUUGGGGAGCCGAGGAGUUUGGGGUCACCGCCAAUUUCAGGAGAGAUGAAAAAUCUUGAAAUCAAGUGGGCAGAGGGAAAUGUGGCAAAUCUCAAGGAACCAGACUGGUUUUAACAGAGAAAAUUCAAUUUUACCUGCUUUUUCCCAGCAAAUUCCAUUUGAUAUUUUACAUUUUCUUGAUAACUUAAUAAAGAAUCUCCGGAAAGAGUUGCAGAACUUUAGCUUAGUGAAAGAGAAUUUGUCAUUUGUGACAUUUCUUCUCUAAAUAGCAUGGGAAGAUCAAUGUAUUAGCUUGUAGUUCAUGCAUUACUAGCUCUAGCUGUUUCUAUUCUGAAAGGAAACAGCCUGUGAUGUGGCAAAGCCUGGCACAGUGAGGAAUUUGGCUCAGUCCCGAAACAUUCAUUGAACUCUGCCAGAGAAGCAGAAAAUAAAGCACAAUCCCUGUCCUCAAGGAGCACCAUUGUAGGAAGGAAGCCAACAAGAGACAGACACUUUAAAGUGAUAGGAAAUAUGAAAAAACUAUAAACAGAAGAAGAGAAUGUCAGCUGCGCCUUCCAAAUAUGCACUCAGGGCACUUCCUGAGUGUCACCUGAGCUGAGCCCCGCCUUCCCUCACCUGGGUUCAGCCUCCUGCCUGGAUCUCCCUGCCCCACCCAGUACCUGCAACCUGUUCCCACACAGCAGCCAGGACUGUCCUUUGGCACUGUAAGUCCCCUCAUUCCAUUUCUCCACCCAGCACCCUCUCUGGCUCCCAGUUUUGCCAAAUGCAGAAGACUCACAGCUCACACUCGCGAGACUGUCACUCACACGCUCGCUCCAGCACAGCUGCACACUCACACCCACGCAUGCCGCCCUCUGACCACCCCUCCCACUGCUUUGACCUUCCCUCACUCCAUUUGGCUUCCUAGAUGUUCCAGGGACCCGUCAGGUAUGUCCUUGGGGCUUUCACAGUGACUCUCUACGCGGAACACUUGCGCGUGGACAGCUGCUCAAAUGUCGCCGCCUCGGUGAAGCCCCACCCUGUCCACUCUAUUUAAAAUUACAGCUUGCGUCCAUUCUUUUUAUCCUGCUCUACGUUUUCUGUUUUGUUUAUCUCAGCGCUUAUCACCCCUCUGGCAUACUAUAUGAUUUAUUAUUUAUUAACUUUGUUUAACAUCUGUCUUCCUCCUCCACUGAUACGUAAGCUCCAAGACAGCAGGGCCUUAGUUUUUGUUUAAUGCUGUUCAAUCUAGAAUACAGUCUUGAACAAUCUAGAACAAUUCCUGACAUGCGUGCGACAAGUAUCCCGUCAUUAUUGGUCCAACGAGUGAACGAAGGGAUUAGGAGAGACCCGUUCUGAGAGUUCUAGGGAGAACUGCAAGGAAGAAACCCUGGAGCUGGGUGUGGAAGGACAUUCCAGAUGGGAUUUCAUGAGCAAAGACAGAAACGCAGCUGAGCUCCCAAGAGCUCCUGGACUGGCAGAGUCCACCUAGCUGGGGGCCGUGGGAGGGCUGGUGGCGGGUCGAUAAAUUAAUGAAUAGGAAAUAUCUCAAGGGGAUUCUUAGUAGGGUGAAGGAACACGCUGAUCACUGCUUUAAGGACGUGGCAAGCAUGUUGGUGAUUGAAAUCUCAGACCUCAAGCAAGUAGCACCCAGAACGUGGGCAUGCCGUGGCGGCAGGGCAUCGGUAAUGCGAAUGGCGUUGCUAAUGAGAUCUGGCUUUUAUACAGUGCUCAACUGUUUGCAAAACAUGGUCACAUGCUUUUUAGGAUGUAAGCUUCAUAGAGUGAAGGGAAUUGGGCAAGUAUUGUUAACAUAUUUGGAUAAGCUUUUGAAAAAGUUACGUGCAUCUUAUAUUGGAGGAAAUGAAGCCUCAAAACCAGAUGUUAGUAGGCAGGAAGAGGCGGAGGGAGAACUCAGUGAAGGAGAGCCCUGGUAUGGAAACUCUUCUGAGACUCCGUCAGAAGCAUCCUAUGGAGAAGUCCAGGAGAACUAUAAGCUGUCUCUGGAGGACCGGAUCCAGGAGCAGUCCACUUCCCCCGACACCUCCUUGGGAAGUGCCACUCCCAGCAGCCACACGCUGGAGCUGGUGGCGCUCGAUGGUGAGGUCCUGCGAGACUCACUGCAGUGCCAAGACCACCUCUCCCCCGGAGUGUCUUCUUUGUGUGAAGAUGACCCCCCGGGUUCCAAUAAACCCCUGAGCAGCAACUUAAGGAGGCUGCUGGAGGCUGGCUCCCUCAAACUCGAAGCCACGGCCACGGCCAAUGGCCGAGUGGAGUCCCCUGUGAACAUUGGCUCGAACCUCUCCUUUUCCCCGCCGUCCCAUCAUGCCCAGCAGCUCAGCGUUCUGGCCAGGAAGCUGGCUGAGAAGCAGGAGCAGAAUGACCAGUACACUCCAAGUAACCGUUUUAUAUGGAACCAAGGUAAGUGGUUGCCAAACUCAACCACCACCUGCGGCUUGUCCCCGGAUUCAGCCAUCCUCAAGCUGAAAGCCGCAGCCAAUGCUGUUCUGCAGGACAAAUCUCUCACCAGGACGGAGGAGACCAUGCGAUUUGAGUCCUUUUCCUCCCCCUUUAGCUCCCAGUCUGCCAGCUCGACCUUGGCAGCUUUGUCCAAGAAGGUCAGUGAGAGAAGUUUGACUCCUGGUCAGGAGCACCCACCUCCGGCCAGCUCUUUCCUGUCCCUGGCUUCUAUGACCUCCUCAGCGGCCCUUCUGAAAGAGGUCGCAGCAAGGGCUGCCGGCAGCCUCCUGGCCGAGAAGUCAUCCCUGUUGCCCGAGGACCCUCUACCGCCACCGCCUUCUGAGAAGAAGCCAGAAAAAGUAACCCCGCCACCCCCACCGCCACCUCCGCCACCCCCGCCGCCACCGCCACAGUCCUUGGAAUUAUUGUUACUCCCCGUUCCCAAGGGAAGAGUUUCCAAACCCUCCAGUUCAGCCUCAGAAGAGGAAAGCGGGAAGCCUUUCCAGUGUCCGAUUUGCGGUUUGGUUAUAAAAAGGAAGAGUUACUGGAAGCGGCACAUGGUGAUCCACACAGGUUUAAAAAGUCAUCAGUGUCCGCUCUGCCCAUUCCGGUGUGCUCGCAAGGACAAUCUCAAAUCCCACAUGAAGGUUCACCAACACCAGGACCGGGGAGAGACCUUCCAGUGCCAGCUAUGCCCUUUCACUUCCUCUCGCCACUUCAGCCUGAAACUCCACAUGCGCUGCCACCAGCACUUCCUGAGGACAGAGGCCAAGGUGAAGGAGGAGACCUCAGACCCAGAUGUCAAGGGAUCUCCCCACCUCAGUGACAGUGGCUGCCUGGGGCAGCAAAGGGAAGGAGGAGGGACAGAGCUAGUGGGGACCGUGAUGACGUCUAACACUCCAGAGAGGACUAGCCAGGGUGGGGCUGGCGUCUCGCCUUUGCUGGUGAAGGAGGAACCCAAGGAAGAUAACGGCCUGCCCGCCUCCUUUACCCUGAGUGCCACCGACAGGCCCGCCAACCACACAAAGCUGAAAGACCCCUCCGAGUAUGUGGCCAACAGUGCGGCAGCAUUGUUCAGCCAGGACAUCUCUGUUAAGAUGGCGUCUGAUUUUCUCAUGAAGCUGUCAGCUGCAAAUCAGAAGGAGCCCCUGAAUCUUAACUUUAAAGUGAAAGAGGAGCCCAAGGAAGAGGAAGCCCUAAGCACGGCCUUGCCUCGGCCCAGCUAUGUGUUCCACCCAGAACCUGAAGUGGCAGCCCAGAGCAUCUCCGAGGACACGCCGAAGCCCCAGGACGGGAAGGGGAAUGUGUUGAGGCGGGAUAUGUCAGUCAAAGCCGCGUCUGAACUUCUCAUGAAACUCUCAGCGGAAAGCUACAAGGAAACGCGGACGGUGAAGAUUAAAGAGGAACCCAUGGAGGUUGAUGUCCAGGACGCCCCCGUCUCCAUAUCACCCAGCCGGAACGCUGGCUACAGCACUUUAAUCGGGCGAGAGAAAACCGAACCCUUACAGAAGAUGCCGGAGGGCAGGGUACCCCCAGAGAGGAACCUCUUCAGCCAGGACAUCUCUGUGAAGAUGGCUUCCGAGCUCCUCUUUCAACUGUCGGAAAAAGUGAGCAAAGAGCACAAUCACACGAAGGAAAACACCAUCCGGACGACCACCAGCCCUUUCUUUUCAGAAGACACAUUUAGACAAUCACCAUUCACCUCCAAUUCAAAAGAUCUGCUGCCCAGUGAGUCUGUGCUUCACGGAAGAAUAUCCGCUCCAGCAGAAACAGAAAAGAUAGUCCUGGAGGCGGGAAACGGAUUGCCAUCCUGGAAAUUCAACGACCAGCUUUUCCCCUGCGACGUGUGUGGGAAAGUGUUUGGCCGACAGCAGACCCUGUCCCGACACCUCUCGCUGCACACAGAGGAAAGAAAAUACAAAUGCCACUUGUGCCCCUAUGCUGCUAAGUGCCGUGCGAAUCUGAACCAGCACUUGACUGUCCAUUCUGUGAAGCUGGUGAGUACAGACACCGAGGACAUUGUCAGCGCUGUCACCUCUGAAGGCAGUGACGGGAAGAAACACCCUUAUUAUUACAGCUGCCACGUGUGUGGAUUUGAGACUGAGCUCAAUGUCCAGUUUGUCAGCCACAUGUCACUCCACGUGGACAAGGAGCAGUGGAUGUUUUCCAUCUGCUGCACCGCCUGCGACUUUGUCACCAUGGAGGAAGCAGAGAUCAAGGCUCACAUUGGCACCAAGCACACAGGGGAAGACAGGAAGACCCCCAGCGAAUCAAAUAGUCCCUCUUCGUCCUCCCUCUCAGCUCUGAGUGACUCAGCCAACAGCAAAGACGACUCAGAUGGCUCCCAGAAGAACAAGAGCGGGAACAAUCUGCUGGUCAUCUCUGUCGUGCCUGGGAGCCAACCCUCGCUGAACAGCGAGGAAAAGCCAGAGAAAGGGUUCGAAUGCGUUUUUUGCAACUUUGUCUGCAAGACGAAGAACAUGUUUGAGCGCCAUUUGCAGAUACACCUCAUCACCCGGAUGUUUGAGUGUGACGUGUGCCACAAGUUCAUGAAGACCCCCGAACAGCUGCUGGAGCAUAAGAAAUGCCACACUGUCCCCACCGGUGGGCUCAACUCAGGACAGUGGUGAGUUUCAGACUCCUCUAGGUGCCCAUUCUGCAUUUAUUCCACCAACCGCCCCGCUGCCAUGGAGUGCCACCUCAAGACCCACUACAAGAUGGAGUACAAGUGCCGGAUCUGCCAGACGGUGAAGGCCAACCAGCUGGAGCUGGAGACGCACACCCGGGAGCAUCGCCUGGGCAACCACUACAAGUGUGACCAGUGCGGCUACCUGUCCAAGACCGCCAACAAGCUCAUCGAGCACGUGCGCGUCCACACCGGGGAGCGGCCCUUCCACUGUGACCAGUGCAGCUACAGCUGCAAGCGCAAGGACAAUCUCAACCUGCACAAGAAGCUGAAGCACGCCCCUCGCCAGACCUUCAGCUGCGAAGAGUGCCUCUUCAAGACCACACACCCUUUCGUCUUCAGCCGCCACGUCAAGAAGCACCAGAGCGGGGACUGCCCCGAGGAGGACAAGAAGGGCCCGAGUCCAGCGCCCAAGGAACCGGCCAGCCCCGGGGCCCCGCUCCUGGUCGUGGGGAGCCCCCGGAACCUCCUGUCUCCCCUGUCGGUCAUGUCGGCCUCCCAGGCCCUGCAGACCGUGGCCCUGACGGCCGCCCACGGCAGCAGCUCGGAGCCCAACCUGGCACUCAAGGCUCUGGCCUUCAACGGCUCCCCUCUGCGCUUUGACAAGUACCGGAACUCGGACUUUGCCCAUCUCAUUCCCUUGACCAUGUUGUACCCCAAGAACCACUUGGAUCUCACAUUCCACCCUCCCCGACCUCAGACUGCGCCUCCCAGCAUCCCCUCCCCCAAACACUCCUUCCUCGCCUAUCUCGGACUAAGAGAAAGAGCAGAGACUGUCUGAGGGCAGCCGCGCUCUGUACCAAAAACGGACAGAGACAGGAAACAAACAACAAAAACCCACAAAACUUAAACACAACCCCAGCAGGUGUAUGUUGCUGCAAAACCUACAGGCCCCAGGGGUCUGAGCCACGUGUACUGUAUAUCUUUAGUAAGGAAUAGAGAAUUGGCUGUGUGUGUAUACCUAUCGCAUUACCUACAAGCUGCUUUCCCCAGCCUUCAGAGAGGUGACCCCUGCCUACUUCUACCUUCAGAGGCAUGCCUCCCCAGCCACCUGCCCCCACUCCAGCCCUUCCGUACUUCUCUCCGAACGGAAUUUUGUCUCGUUAAACCCUCAAGAGAGUGUCCUUAAUAGCAAUCAGCACUUGUAAGCUUCUAUACCGGUGCAUUUGGUUUUCUGUUGGGUGAAUGGGCUGUGUGGGCGUUUGUGGAUUCCAAAAAGCAAGCCGUGUGUCGCGCGUGCCAUGACUUCUCUGUUGCACAUUCUCUGUACUGGCUUCUUGAACGGGGAUGAACGUCCUUCUCCCUCCCGGGCUGUUCAUCCACUACAGUUUCUCCCUGAGUUCCUUCAUCACCUUUCCCUCUCUAUUUUCCAGCUACAGAGUGGUAGGGCCUGGUGCUCAGUGGAUGAAGGGAUGGCAGGCAUCUGCAGUGCUGCUGGACAUUUCCCACAGAGUGCUGGACACCCCGAGCUCAGAUCUUCUCUGGUUAUGAAGAUGCGAGACAUCAAGCGACUGGUCUGCAAGAAAUAUCUUGCAGCACUGCAGCUGGCAUCACAAAACUUAAGUGUCGUUGUGCGUGCCCAUGCGGAAGCAGUGUGCAUGGAGCGCGCACACAGCGCAUCCUUUUUUUAAGGGCAGAUUAAAUAUAUAUAUAUAUGAUGUAUUAAUUCAGUGGUUACCAUUUGUUUGCAGAAAAAAAAAUUGUAUGAGUGGAAAACUUUAUGGUUGAUAAAUCCAGCCAAGGAGAUUAAAAGGGGUUUGGAUAAAUUCUGGGUAUAAAUGCUCAGACUAAAAAAAAAAAAAAAGAAAAAGAAAAAAAAAUGAAGCGGCAGUUUUGCACAGUGCUUUUGGCCUUGCACUAGUUUUUGUUUCUCAUGGGGGAAAAAGAAAAAGAUAAAAGGAAGAAAAUGUACCUUUUUUACGGAAUGAGUAGACUGUAUGUUUGAAAAUUUAGCCACAACCUCUUUGACACAUAAUGACACAACAAAAAGGUGCUGUUGAGUCCUUGAGUUUAGUUAUGCCCCUGAGAAGUUUCCAUUGUGUCUGCAGAUCCUCUGGCUGUAGCCAUGUCCUCCGUGUGAUUAUAACUCUGUAUUCCAUUUUGUUAACGCCUGGUAGAUGUAACCUGCUAGGAGACUAACUUUAUACUUAUUUAAAGCUCUUAUUUUGUGGUCAUUAAAAUGGCAAUUUAUGUGCAGCACUUUAUUGCAGCAGGAAGCAGGUGUGGAUCGGUUUCACAGCCCUUGGCUCAUCUUAAAAAAUAAUGGAUGGCUUAAAAAGAAAAAAAAGAAUGGAAAAAAAUCUUUGGCUGAAUAUGUUCAUUGCUUGGGUUUUUAAGACAACAGAAUUUCCAGUAUAAAAUAGGCUAAAAGAGCAGGAAGAAAUGUGCUUUGUAUAGUAAUGGGAAAUUUGGAAUAUAAAAGUUUAUGUAUUAUUUAUCUAUGGAAGAGCUGGUGUACAGGAGGAACGCUUUCUUACUGUGUUGCUGUUUUCCCAAUGUGUGUUAUCCUAAAGUUGGGAUUCUUCUUUUUUUUUCAUCUGUUUCACCAGGGCAAAAUAAAUGCAUCCCUGAUUUUCUUCCUCUA
Molecule: messenger RNA, 8267 nt
Organism: Ictidomys tridecemlineatus (thirteen-lined ground squirrel)
Lineage: Eukaryota; Metazoa; Chordata; Mammalia; Rodentia; Sciuridae
Source: RefSeq, a predicted model, not a curated record